CCCCGACGGAGGCGUCUACAACCCCCUCAAGCAGCCCAAUUAUGAAACCUGUAGCUCGGGACCUGAGACCGCCCAGACACCACUCUUCACUGAGGAAUCUACAACCUUCCAAGCAGCUCAGUCUCCCACAGACACAGCUACAGGGCCUCUUGCUUCUUCUCCUCCGUCCUCCACCUCACUUCACUCCCCUUACAGCACCAUCCCUAUGUUCAGCAGCAGCUCUACUGCCCACCCUCCGUUCACCAGCAUACACCCUACUUCCAUGAGGACUCAAUACACGUCUUUGCCACCAAGCAACUGCAAGAAUGGAAAGUGGAAUGGAAGACAGUGUGAAUGCAAGUCAGGCUACACUGGUCAGCUCUGUGACUCCAUCCUGUAUUCCUUCCCAGUAGAAAUCCCGAAUGUUAUCAACGCUACAGUGACCAUGAUGGUAAAAGUGACUCACCGGAACUUCACAAGUGACUUAAAGAACACAUCCUCUGAGGCCUACAAGAACUUCCAAAACCUCUUCCUGAGCCAGAUGGAUAAAGUUUACGAGGGCGAUGACCUUCCCCAGUACAAAGAAGUGAUCAUUAAAGAACUGCUCAACGGCAGCAUCGUGGUGGAAAGUGAUGUCAUCCUAGAAGCAAACUACACCCCAGAGUAUCAGACACUGUUCAGAAACCUCACGAAGAUUGUGAAGGACAAGAUCAUAAAGGAGACCAGAACAUAUGAAACUGACAUGUCCCUUUGUCAAAACUCCAAACUGUGCUACAAUGGUAACUUCACCACUGUGGGUGUGGAGACUCCUAAAGUUCAGCUUCAACCCUGCCGAAGGCUGCCGAGGACUUUGGCAGAUACUUCUACCCGGAGCUUGUGGAGGGGAAGGUUGACCUGCGUGAACAAUUGCACUCAGGGGACAAAGUCACAACUCAACUGCAACCUGGGCCAGUGCCAGCUGCUACGCUCAGGGCCCCAUUGUGUGUGCCCGAACACAGACACCCACUGGUACUGGGGGAAGACCUGCACGUCUAGAACCAGCAAGAGACUUGUGUAUGGACUCGUGGGCACCGGGCUGGCAGUGCUGCUGGUUCUAGUGGUCUUGGCUGUCUUCCUUAGUCGAGCCCAGAAAAAACAACACAGGGCAAAAUACGACCCAUCUCAAGCAUGGCGGAGAGAAGCCCUCCCUGGAACCUUCCAGAGCACAGGUGUCUGGGAAGACCGGGAUCUGAAAGAGGACAAAUUUGGCCUGGAGAAAGGGUACAGACACUUCCAGCCAAACCUGCAGCAUGUGGACCCCAAUACUAAGCUCAACUUUCAGAGGCCCAAGGCGGUGAAAUCAGAAGCUCCCUGAGAACAACAGUGUCUACCCAUCAUGCCCCAUCCAGAUUUAGACACAGGUAUUCCUGGCUGGUUAAGACGAAGCUGACACCAGGUCCCAAAGCUUUGAGUGUCUAAUCUAAGGUGACCAGAGUUGGUCCAUAGGUCAUUGCCAGAAGACUGGAGCAAAGAGCCAGGCGCCACCUCCUCCUCAGCGUCACCUCCAUGUUCGGAAGCCCAAGGUCUCUGAACACUCUUGGCAUCUUUAUCUUUGUGUAGGUUCCACCCUGCUCUGGAAUUUCCCUAUCAAUAAAGCUCUUCAGUGCAGAACCUUAA
Molecule: messenger RNA, 1635 nt
Organism: Phodopus roborovskii (desert hamster)
Lineage: Eukaryota; Metazoa; Chordata; Mammalia; Rodentia; Cricetidae
Product: mucin-12-like
Source: RefSeq, a predicted model, not a curated record